AUGGGAAGUUUCGGAUCGGUGUCGUCCGCACCACCCGGGUCGGCAAAGAUUGUUCCAGCGUUCCAGAUGGACUACACAAUAACAGAAACGGACACUCUGGAACGAGUCGCCGCGUCACACGACUGCACAGUCGGCGAGCUCAUGAAGCUCAACAAGAUGGCGUCACGAAUGGUGUUCCCUGGACAGAAGAUCCUGGUGCCCUUGGCGAAUUCUGACGACGUCUUCGAUCCACCCUCUUCCACGUCUUCUUUGAAAUCUUCUGGAAAUCAAGUAUCGGGGAUUGAAAAUGCAGAAGACGGAAUACGAAAAGGUCCGGGCGGUGCGGUUCCAGCGCAUGUCCGCCGGGGAUCGUUCACCAAAACCCAGUCGGCGCCGAUUCCACGUGGCAGUAACGAAGAAGCGGAUACUGAUUGUCUACAGAGGUUUCUGAAGAUCAAAGUGAAACAAGUCACAGAAUCCGAUGGGACCGUAUCGGGAACGCUGCUGGUGACACCGAAUUGCUUGAUGUUCGAUCCGGAUGUUUCGCAUCCGUUGGUGAAGGAGAACGGACCGGAUUUGUAUGGAAUGGUGGCGAAUAUGGACGAAAUUCAGUCAGUGUCGGUGUACAAAGAGAUCAGCGGAUUGACCGGUGAUAAGGAAGAGAAGAAGAGGGAUAUUUUCGAUCCUGAACAUUUGAGAACGCCAGAAGAUAGUCCAAAGAAAGAGGUAAAAAACCAAGAAGAGAUCGAUAUCCCCAAAAACGGAGACGUCCAAUUCGAAGCCGGAUCCGUUGACUCCAACCACUCGCCAAAGUUCGGAAGCGACAUUGCUCUUCCAGCGAUUUCAGAAGAAACCAAGGAUUCCCCCUGUGACGAGCACAAAGGAAGCGAUAGUCGCACUCGAGCAGCGACUCUCGGAGAUGAGGAAGUUCAGAUGAGAGCCAGAUCUCGAUCCAGGACGUCUUCUCAAGCUAGCAGUAACGAUGAGAGGCCAAGGAGUUUUUCGGAACUGGAUACGCCAUCAGAAGGCAAGAAUAUCGGAAGGUUCUCUCCGAACGCAGCCAGACGUUCGUUCGGAAAGCUCGGGAGAACGCUAAGCGCUCGCGCUAAGUCCAUUCAAGGAACAGUGACGUCAGGAGCUGAGAAAGUUGUGGGGACUGCUGUUCAAGGAACAAAAACUGUGGCUCAUGGCGUGGUGACGCACACCAAAAGUGCUGCGGACACCCUACAGUCUGGAAUUGAAAACGGGGCGAAGGCAGCCGCUGAUGUCGCAGGCCGUGUCGUCGACAAGGGACAAUCGCUGAUGAGUGAAAGCAUCAAUGGCGUUCAGGAGAUUUUCAGUGUACCCGAUUUUGAGCAACCCGCCAAAAGUCCGAUGGCUAUGAAGCGAGAGCAGUCGCUGGCAAAACUUCAAGACCUGAGGAGACAAACAGCAGAAGCAAGAGAGAAUUCGGCCAAGGAGAAUCGGGCCAGCGUCUUUGCAUGUGCCACAUCGAGCGACGAGAUGCCACACGAUCUCCUCGCCGACGUCGAUCAAAUCAUCGAGCGAAGUCGAAUUCAGAGCAACGAUUCAACGGCGUCACAACCGCUUCUCCCAUUCUACAUGGCCGUUAGACUGACAAGAAAUAAGAAGAAGAAGAAGUCUUCAACCAGUUCGCCAUCCUACGACGAAGAUAUCGCGUUUGGAAAUAAGCUCAAGAGAGAGUUCGCCGUGCCACGUAGCCAAGCCGACAACAUCUACCACUUCCUUCUGCAGUGGUCACCGGAUAAGUACGGAUUGGACACAACCGCCGGUGGCACCAACGAGGAACCGUCCGUUGUGAUGGUUAGCGACGGCACAGACAAAGGAUUCAUCGUGUUAGGAUCGAACGCCGACGAGUCGCUCGGAGGCGAAAAAUCGACACCACUCUUCGGCUCAUCGUUGCUCAACCGCGAAUGGGAGCUCGUCACAGUGUCGGAAAUGUGCCGUCGCUUGUCGCUCGACCAGGAGCUCGAGCUGCCGAUCCCGGACGGCGCCAACACGUCGCAGAUUUUGGAUGAGCUCAUGAUCAGACAGGUGAUGGACAUUCUCCCGCCACGCGCCGAAGGCUACCCAUGGGUCAACAUCUACAACUCGGAGAAGCACGGAUUCUCACUGGCCACCAUGUACAGAAAAAUGGCCGAGUUCGACGAAGACCUCUCGCCAGUCCUGCUCAUCAUCCGCGACACCAAAGAGCACGUCUUCGGAGCAGUAGUGUCGUCGGCCAUCCGCCCAUCAGACCACUACUUUGGCACUGGUGACAGUUGUCUCCUGUGGAGAUUCACUGGUGAAGCGCCGCAUACUCGCGAACUCCGUCAAUUCAACUGGACCGGCGACAAUCAGUACUUUGUCAACGCCGCGAAAGAUUCGCUCUCCAUCGGAGCUGGUUCGGGAAGAUAUGGAUUAUGGUUUGAUGCUGACCUUAAUCACGGACGCUCCCAGAAAUGCGAAACUUUCGACAAUGAGCCGUUAUGUGGAGACAAUGAAGACUUCGUUAUUCAAUUCAUUGAAGCCUAUGGUUUCCGAAUGUAA
Caenorhabditis briggsae is the source of this 2529-nucleotide messenger RNA. The record is from RefSeq and is a predicted model, not a curated record. Bases 1 to 2529 code for a protein of 842 amino acids. NCBI's taxonomy places the organism in Eukaryota, Metazoa, Nematoda, Chromadorea, Rhabditida, Rhabditidae. Gene Ontology annotation, biological process: response to oxidative stress. The transcript is spliced from 15 exons. Gene Ontology annotation, cellular component: nucleus.